AUGAAUAAUCAGGAGAUAUGCCCUAUUAAAUAUAAUUUUAUGGGGUUUCUUUGGAAAUUAUAUACCAGAGGUGAAGAUAAUAGCAAAGACCCUCUCUUUGACUACUUAUAUAAAUUCUGUAUAAAUGAGUACUGUUAUGAUCUUUCUAGAGAAGGAUUUUUGGGUCAAGGUAGCUUUUUUAGGGCUUAUAAAUGUAAGAGUAUACUUUUAGAGUCAGAGGGUAAAGUAUAUUCAAGAACUCUCCGUAUUGGGCUUUUAUCAUGUUUAAAGUCGCAUAGAUCCGUUAUUUAUUAUGGAUCUGGUGAAUAUAUUGUAAUUUCAAUGUAUCAGAGAUUUUUAAUAGAGUGCUUAAUGAUGAGUUUUCUUAAUCAUACGAAUAUAGUUAAUGUAUAUGAAGUAAUAGAAUUACCUAAUUCAAACCAAAUAAUUUCUGUCCAAGAGUAUCUACCAUUUUCAAUAAUGUACUGGGAUGAAGAGACUUGUAGUUAUUCAGCAAAAAGGAAUCAGAAUUUAUUUGUAUAUCCUGAACAUAUUGCUCUUAAGAUUUUUUCUCAAAUAGUUAGCUGUGUAGAAUACCUUCACUGUAACAAUGUUGUACACAAGGAUAUUAAACCUGAUAACAUUUUAGCUAGUGAAUCUCUGGAAGACUAUGCAGUUUACUUGUCAGUUGAUAGUUCUCGAGUGGAUAGUGAUUCAGAUAUUUGUUCCCAAAUAUCUUCCAAUUCAUCUUUUGAAGAUAUUUGCCUUUGGCACGAUGCACCAACAUUUACGAGCCUUAAAUUAGCAAGGGAUUCUUUUCAUGAGUUUUUAAAAAAAAAUUCGAAAGUAUGCUUACUUGAAUAUAUAAGAGAAUCUCUUGAUUGUACCCAAAAUAAUAAAGCAAAUAAGAUACCAAUGUUUAAUACACUUUUAUUGAAUACUGGACCAAGAUUUAAGCCAAAUAAAUUAAAGGCUAAACCUCAAAAGAAUUCAUUUCCUAUAGUUAAGCUAGCAGACUUUAAUUCAGCUGUAGUUGUAGAUCAGAAAUCUUGUAUAUAUGAUUCAGAGGGUACUUUAGUUUUUAUUCCACCUGAAUGUUUUACUUUGAAAUGUCCUGAGGAAGGAGUAAGUGGUUAUAAAAGAGAUAUUUGGUCACUUGGUUGUCUUCUAUAUUGCUUACUAACUGGAAAAUUACCUUAUUAUGGAACAACAUUUCGGGAACUUUUAGAUUCAAUAAGAAGAACUAAAACUAAUCUUAAUUAUAAUAUAGAUGUAACGGAGGAAACGAAGUUAUUAAUACAAAAUAUGUUAAAUCCUAAUCCUAAAGAGAGAUUAUCAAUACAGGAAGUUAAGCGAUUUUUAGAACUUAAAUUAACUGAUUAG
This is a messenger RNA of Cryptosporidium muris RN66, 1362 nucleotides long. Its product is annotated as protein kinase domain-containing protein. Gene Ontology annotation, molecular function: protein serine/threonine kinase activity; ATP binding. Gene Ontology annotation, biological process: intracellular signal transduction; protein phosphorylation. The coding region runs from base 1 to 1362 and encodes 453 amino acids. Lineage: Eukaryota; Apicomplexa; Conoidasida; Eucoccidiorida; Cryptosporidiidae. The record is from RefSeq and is a predicted model, not a curated record. Gene Ontology annotation, cellular component: cytoplasm. The transcript has 2 exons.